UUCACUUCCAUAGUCCAUACUAAAUCUCAAGCUACAAACUGUAAGCAAUCAAGACAAACAUGGCAAAGCCCAUUCUUCUUGCAAUUCUCAAAGCAUUGAUGAUUCUAAUAUUCACUGGUUGGAUUGCUCUUUGGCUUCUAAAGCCAACAGACCUGUGGACAAGGAAAUGGAAAGGAGCUGAGGAGAGUGCUAGGACUACUGUGUUUGGAUAUUAUGGUCUUGAUUUUGCUGUGUAUACGUUCCCUAUAAUUGCUGUGGCUAUAAUUGGACUAGUUUACUUGGAUUUGAAAGGCAGGGAACCAAGUAGCAGACAAGCAAAGAUUUCAACUGGGGCUUUCUCAAAUCCGCUAGUUGUGAGCAGUUUUAUUGGUGUUUUAUCUGCCAUUGAAAUUCUGACAGUGUUUCUAUUUAUCGUCUUCUUAGCAUGGACUUUCUAUUGCCAUAUCUCUAAUGAUUUCAAGAAGUUGAUGCCAAUAAAAGCACUGAAGUUAGAAAUAUGGCAACUCAAGUACUUAAGAGUGGCAACCCGGUUUGGUUUACUAGCAGAAGCCUGCCUGGCUUUUCUUCUUCUGCCUAUUUUGAGGGGUCUGGCCGUAUUUCGCUUAUUUGGCAUCCAGUUUGAAGCUUCAGUAAGAUACCAUAUCUGGAUUGGCACAGCUAUGCUGACUUUUGCCACUCUUCAUGGUGCAAGCACCUUGCUCAUCUGGGGUGUUAGCCACCACAUUCAGGAUGAGAUAUGGAAAUGGCAGAAAACAGGUAGGAUAUACCUUGCUGGGGAGAUUGGUCUUGUUACAGGACUAGUAAUCUGGAUUACAGCACUUCCUCAAAUAAGAAGAAAAAAUUUCGAAAUAUUUUAUUAUACACAUCAUCUGUACGUUGUCUUCCUAUUAUUCUUCCUCUUUCAUGCUGGAGAUAGGCACUUCUAUAUGGUUUUUCCCGGCAUAUUUCUCUUUGGCCUCGACAAGAUACUCCGAAUCUUGCAAUCGAAACCAGAAUCCUGCAUUCUUUCAGCUCGAAUCUUCCCUUCCAAGGCUAUUGAGCUUAUUCUGCCUAAGGAUACAAGUUUGAAGUAUAACCCAACAAGUGUGAUAUUUAUAAAGGUACCUAGUGUAUCCAAAUUACAGUGGCACUCCUUCAGUAUAACCUCCAGCUCUAGUGUUGAUGACAACACGAUGUCUGUCAUGGUUAAAUGUGACGGAUCAUGGACAAGUUCUCUCUAUGACUUGGUUCAAGCUGAGCUAGAUUCAAAGGCUGAUACAACGAAGUGCAUACCAAUAGCAAUUGAAGGCCCUUAUGGACCUGACUCAAUGAACUUCCUAAGAUAUGACAGUGUAGUUCUAGUUGCCGGUGGAAUUGGGAUAACCCCAUUUCUGAGCAUUUUGCAGGAAAUUGCUUCAGCCCAAAGCAGCAGCAGAUAUAGAUUUCCCACUAGCAUGCAACUGAUAUUUGUUGUUAAGAAGUCUCAUGAUAUAUUUCUGUUGAACUCAAUCUCAUCUCUGCUCCAGAACCAGUCAACUGAAAGAUGGCAUCUAAAAGUUAAAGUUUAUGUGACCCAAGAAGUGCAAGAUGGACUAACAUUAAGAGAAGUAUUAACAGAUUCAUCUCAAAUUCAAACAGUACACUUCGGCACAGAAUGUUCCAAUUAUGCAACAUAUGGGCUUGAAAGUUCACUUUGUAUUGCUGCCCUGGCUGGAUUUGCCUCCAUUGUUUUCCUUGUUUUUCUUAUUUGUCUCAAUCAUAUCUUUGUACCCUCCCAAAAGAAGACCUCUAAUCUCUCCAAAGACAAGACUCCAUCUUGGGUUGCUGAUUUACUUCUCAUAUCUUCUUUCAUCAUGGCUUUAAUAUGCAGCGCUGUCGUGGCAAUUAUUUUGAGAUGGAGAAGGUUAAAGAGUGAGAGUCCACUAGUUGCCCAAAAAAAAGGCAAAGCCAUGGACAUAGAAACAAGUAGUGCUCUUGAGGAACAUGAAAUCCACUUUGGAGGAAGGCCUGACUUUCAAGAUAUAUUUGCCAAGUUUCCAAAUGAAAUGGCUGGAUCUGAGAUUGGAGUCAUGGUGUGUGGACCUGAAGAAAUGAAAGAGUCAGUGGCAUUAAUAUGCAAGCAGAACUCUCAAGGAGUCCAUAAAAAGAAACCACACUUCAGUUUCCACUCCCUCAACUUUGCACUCUAGUUUCUGGUCUCUAUAGUCUACACCAAUUUCAAGUUUAAAUUACAAGGACGACCGCAAAAGAUUGUGUCGUCUCCAAAUGUAAGCAUACCUACACCAGAGAUCAUGAUAGAGGUUUGUUUACCUAGAUGUUUGCUUAUAUAAUCUAUCUCUUUAGGCCAUAAAAUAAUGAAUUUCAGCAUGUACAUGUUUUAAUUCAAUGCCAUUCUGUACUUGGAAGUUGGAAUGUAAAUGACUUGGAAUCUUCUA
Messenger RNA from Quercus robur (English oak), 2414 nucleotides. Its product is annotated as ferric reduction oxidase 8, mitochondrial. Gene Ontology annotation, cellular component: plasma membrane. The transcript has 8 exons. Lineage: Eukaryota; Viridiplantae; Streptophyta; Magnoliopsida; Fagales; Fagaceae. Bases 60 to 2168 code for a protein of 702 amino acids. Gene Ontology annotation, molecular function: oxidoreductase activity. The record is from RefSeq and is a predicted model, not a curated record.